Messenger RNA from Phyllostomus hastatus (greater spear-nosed bat), 2789 nucleotides. RefSeq names its product guanylate-binding protein 1-like. Lineage: Eukaryota; Metazoa; Chordata; Mammalia; Chiroptera; Phyllostomidae. Gene Ontology annotation, molecular function: GTP binding; GTPase activity. The record is from RefSeq and is a predicted model, not a curated record. The coding region runs from base 15 to 1772 and encodes 585 amino acids. The transcript has 10 exons.
GUUGCACCCUGGACAUGGCCUCAGAGACCCACAUGCCAGCCCCAGUGUGCCUCAUUGAGAACACUAAUGGGAAACUAGAAGUUAAUCCAGAAGCUUUGAAGAUCCUGUCUGCCAUUACCCAGCCUCUUGUCGUGGUGGCCAUUGUGGGCCUCUACCGCACAGGUAAAUCUUACCUGAUGAACAAGCUGGCUGGGAAGAGCAAGGGCUUCUCUAUUGGCUCCACGGUGCAGUCUCACACCAAGGGAAUCUGGAUGUGGUGUGUGCCUCAUCCUGAGAAGGCAGACCACACCCUCGUUCUGCUUGACACUGAGGGACUCGAAGAUGUAGAGAAGGGUGACAAGAACAAUGAUACUCAGAUCUUUGCACUGGCAAUACUACUGAGUAGUACCUUUGUUUACAAUACCAUGAACAAAAUUGACCAGACGGCUAUCGACCUAUUGCAUUUUGUAACAGAACUGUCAAAUCUGCUGAGAACGCUAUCCUCACCUGAUCUUAACAGAGUUGAAGAUGAAGCUGACUUGGUGAGCUUCUAUCCAGACUUAGUGUGGACUCUGAGAGAUUUCUACCUAUCUCUGGAAGCAGAUGGACAAAGCAUCACAGCAGAUGAGUACCUGGAGAAUUCACUGAAGCUGAAGCCAGACACUCAUCAAAAUCAUCAAAAUUUCAAUUUGCCCCGUUGUUGUAUACAGAAAUUCUUUCCAAUAAAGAAAUGCUUCAUCUUUGACUCUCCCACUCACCGGAAGAAGCUUGCCCAGCUUGAGACACUACACGAUGAUGAACUGGAUCCUGAUUUUGUGCAACAAGUGGCAGAUUUCUGUUACUACAUCUUUCGCCAUUCCAAGACUAAAACUCUUUCAGGAGGCAUCAAGGCCAAUGGGCCUGAACUAGAAAGCCUGGUGCUGACCUUCGUCAGUGCCAUCACCAGCGCAAAUCUGCCCUGCCUGGAGAACUCAGUGCUGGCCUUGGCCCAAAUCAAGAACUCAGCCGCAGUGCAAAAGGCCAUUGCCCACUAUGACAAGCAGAUGGCCCAGAAGGUGCAGCUGCCCACAGAAACCCUCCAGGAGCUGCUGGACCUGCACAGGGCUAGUGAGAAAGAGGCCAUUGAAAUCUUCAUGAAGAAUUCCUUCAAGGAUGUGGACCAAAAGUUCCAGAAGGAAUUAGGGACCCUGCUGAAAGCCAAACAGGAUGACUUUUGUAAACAGAACUUGGAGGCAUCAUCAGACCGUUGCUCAGCUUUACUUCAGAAUAUUUUUGGUUCUCUAGAAGAAGAUGUGAAGCAGGGGAUUUAUUCAAAGCCAGGGGGGCAUUGUCUCUUCAUGCAGAAGACAGAAGAGCUGAAGGCAAAGUACUAUCAGGAGCCCAGGAAAGGAAUACAGGCUGAAGAAGCUCUGCAAAAAUAUUUACAGUCCAAGAAGUCUAUGAGUGAUGCCAUUCUGCAGACAGACAAGACUCUCACAGCGAGGGCAAAGGAAAUGGAAGAAACACGUUUGAGAGUGAGGGCUGCAGAGGCUGAAGCACAAAGGUUGGAGAAGAUUCGAAGGGAGCAGCAGCAAAUGAUAGAGCAGAGGGAGAGACAGUAUCAGGAGCAACUGAGACAAAUGGAGAUGGAAAGAACCCGCCGUCUGGCUGAGGAACAGAGGGCUUUGGAAAGGAAACUCCAGGAAGAGACUGCAAAGCACCAGGAGAGAGUCGAGGCUGAAAUGAGACAACUUCAGAACCAACUCCAGCAGCAGCAGUACAAUGCCAGCUCACCAGACUGUAUCUUACUCUAAAGCUAAAUAUCAGAACUCCUUUUCAUGUUUACCACCACUGAGGACAGGAAACAAGACACUAUAAAACUUGGGACAAUUCCCGUUUGAAUCAAUUUUAUAAUAAUUAUGUCAAACUUUUAUAUUUCUAUAAAGUUAUGGUGCUAAUAAUUGGUAAAAUACAUAUUUCAAUAGUUUAAAUAAUGGUUACUUCCUUAAAAAGGUUAUGAAUUAAUUGUAUAAUAAGGGACAUAUUUGAUCACUGCAUUUGUUUGGUAGAGAUAUUGGGCUAGUUGUCUGAGAGAAAACUUUCUCUUAUAUCCCAACGCCACCCCUCUCAUUUUCUCAGGGGAGAUUGAAAGUGACCUAGGGAGUGUGAUUCACAAUAGACUAAGUCAAAUGGGACUUGACCAAAGUCUUGAGUUCAGGUGGGCAUCACUCCUGCCACAUUGUCAUAUGCUGGGUGCCAUCUGAAGGUUACCAAUGGGAAGAAAAUUAACCUCGCUUCUUAGUGGAAACAAGGUACGGUUCUCAACUGGGAGGAAGCUGCUCAGUCUAUGGGCAGUGAUAUCACUACUGAUCAUGUUCAGUUGAGGGAUUGCUUAGGGAGAUUCCAAAGUGUAAGCAAAUAACAGUAUACUGAGGUGAAGGUGCUCCAGAAGAUAGAAGGGACUAUCAGUAUGGAAAAUGUGACAUAGGCUGAAGGGCUAAAGAAGCCGUUCCUUUAUGUUACCCUCAUCAAGGGCAUAACCUAAAUAGGACAUUUUAUAUCAUGAAGAAAUUUAUACUGGACUUAAUAAUUCUGUAUUGUGUUUUUAUAAUCCUUUAGAGCUUAUAAAUAAAUGGUAUAAGGAAUGCCAGAUAAUGUGCCAAAAUAUCUGAUGGGUUCAGUUUAUUUAUACUUGCUUUUAACGCUACAGUUAAAUGAUCUUAAUUCUUUGCACUCAUAUGUGAAAGCCUACUGAUUUUUAUUAAAAACUAUAAAUGGUAUACAUAUAUGUUUGUACAUAUUUUUACCAAUAAAUAACCAUAAAAUUGAAA